Messenger RNA from Mycetomoellerius zeteki, 5022 nucleotides. RefSeq lists its product as uncharacterized. The coding region runs from base 1 to 4662 and encodes 1553 amino acids. The transcript is spliced from 13 exons. NCBI's taxonomy places the organism in Eukaryota, Metazoa, Arthropoda, Insecta, Hymenoptera, Formicidae. The record is from RefSeq and is a predicted model, not a curated record. Gene Ontology annotation, molecular function: guanyl-nucleotide exchange factor activity. Gene Ontology annotation, cellular component: plasma membrane. Gene Ontology annotation, biological process: Ras protein signal transduction.
AUGUCGCAGUCCGGGUUAGGUGGACUGAACGACGCUCAAGGACAGAGCCAAGCUGGACAAACAAUAGACAGUCAACAGACAACUUGCCAGAACGGUCGUGCUGAGCCACUCGCUGAUACCAUAAAGCAGGAUUUAUCUAACGGUUUCGAGAAUCGAACGAUGGAUUACGAGAGAUUUACCCAAGAAAGGACACAACAUACUUCGGUUACUGGACAAGUUCAGGAUCAACAGCAGCAGCAGCAUCAACUUGCGCAUCCGAUAGCACAGUAUCCGUCAGGAAGAAGGCAAUCCGUAGGAUUACCGGAAGAUAAACAUCCUUCAACGGGUCAACUGCCACCCCCGCAAUAUGGUCAAGACAAAAGCAACGCGGAUAGAACUCAGCACGUGUCUCAAACCAGCACUCAGACGGUACCGGUGCAAGUGCAACCGCAGUUUGCACCUGAUUAUGAUCAAAAUCAAUAUCCACAGAUACGAGGGCAAUUUGAGGCUAGGUCACAAAUCUAUCCGCAAACGCAAUAUUCCGAUAGAGCUGGUUAUGUGACUAGAGAUGUCACUUAUCGUGACCCGAAUCUCUAUGGUCAGAGUGGUACAACCAACCCAAUGUUCGCUGGACAGGGUCAAUACGUAACGGUUCAACAUGGUUCACAGAUACCUUCGCAAUCUGCUAGUCCGCAGCCACCUUAUUAUUCGGGUGUAGUCGUGCCACAGCCACCGGCUGGUUACGCUCAAUUCGGUACUCAGCCACAAUAUCCUUAUAGUCAAUAUCCACAAACGGUCAUGAACGCUGUACCGUACAAUCCUCACUCCGGUAUCUAUCCGGCUCAGCAAUAUCCCGGUCAACAAUCGCCGAAUCCACAAAGAUUUUCGCAAGAAAUCGGUCAAUAUCAGACGCAACCGAUCAUUCAGCCAAUCGCCCAAAACGUGACCCAUGGAAUCGCUAUCCAAACGACAGAGCGACCUUGUCGAGGACCGAAACCGAUGGUGCCGCCUCGUGGCAAUUCCAAAAUUACCACUCAUGAUCCUGGACAUAGAAAGUCUGCUAGCGUCGACGUGCCGGCAUUACAAAAAGCAAAAUAUGAGUCAAACCCGACUGCUCAACAGGAUUCGAUUCAUCGUAGCGAUGGCGCCAUUAUUGUGACAGGCACAUCAACCGGUUCGGAUGGUUCGGAUAGAAGAUACUUAACCACGAUUAAUCAAAAUCCUAGGACAAGGCAGGAUGGUUUAUAUGUGGAUACUAAUGGUGAUCAGCCAGGCAGAGAGAAACUAGUCGAUACAAUUGCCACUGAGUGCGGUUUAUACGUGUCCAGAUCGGAACAUAGGAAAUCCGUAUCUGUCGAUGUGACUACUAGCUUCCAAAGACGUAACGAUACGAUAACUUUUACAUUUCCUGGUGAUGGUAAUCAAGAGAUUAUGUCGGGAAGAAAAACUACGACUGUAGUAGAUGCAAAGAGAAUUGAAACUAAUCAAAUUGCUGAACAAAGAAGACUGGAUGCGAGUCUACGUGUAUCACCAAUGGCGUUUGAUACGAGACAGGAAAACAGGAAGAGCAUAGGAACCGACAGAAAAUCCGAAUGGGGUAAUGUGAGUCCGAAUCAAAGAAAUGUCAUCCCUCCAGAGAACAGACGCUCGGAUUAUUUUGAGGAGCACCGAAGAUCACCUUUGAAUUUAGAAGGCAAGAGAAUGGAAGAUGUAAGGAGAUCGCCUAUGCCGUUUAUGCCGAUUCGUGAAACGUCUGUUGAUCGUGCUGGACAGAAAAGUCCUUCUUUCGUUAGCCAAAACUUCGAGAAAACUAGACAAGAGUUAGCAAUCUGGGCAGAGCAACGUCAACGGCAAGAACAUAAUGAAAGAAACAUAAUACAAGGUCCAAUAUUUACGACAAGUCCUCGUUCUCGUAAUCCGUCAGAGGAAAGAAGAGAUAUCAGAUCAAUUCAUCCUCCGGAUGAUCGCAAAGAAUCUAGAAUGUCUCAAUCGGCCUUCCAACCUCUUCCUAAUAUUAGUCAGAGCACUAUAAUGGAGCAACGUCGACAUCUAAGACAUGUUAGCGCCGAUCUGACAAAACAUAUGGAACUCUCGAGAAAAGAUUUUGACGAGCAACCCAUUACAGGUUCCGUAGUAAAUCUUGGCUCGGUAGUCAGUAAUGCUUCAUCACAAAGAGCUAGUCCGAAUCUUUGUCACCAAUACCCAGCUCUCAGCGAAGCAAAAUUGGACACAAAGGCCAUGUUAACUGUGGUAACUGAUUUUGGCGAAUCGACUACCAGCAAACCAAUUGAUCAAAUAGAUCAUAUAAUCCACAGUCACCGUAAAAGUCAUAAUACCUCAUCUAACUUGCUCACUCAUAGUAAGAGCCAGAUGGAAAGCUUACAGAAUACAUUGGAGAAUCAGAGUGAGAAAACAGACUCUCUUCACGCUCAACAACAACAAUUACAGAAUCAACAGAGUCUCGAUUUAAUCUCUGAAAAGCUAAGCCAGUUUGAGCGCCAACAGAGCGACCUUCAAGCUAAGUUGCAAUGUCUUCAGAAUCAGAAUCAGAUUUUGGACAAAGUGGCGCAGUUUCAGCAUCAACAGAGCGAUCUCCAAGCUCGAUUUCAAAGUUUACAGAAUCAAAGUCAAUUGAAUGAUAAAGCUCAUAAGAUACCUAGCGAUUUUGUGCAACUUCCGUUGACAAGCGAUACCCAUCAAGUUCAAACGAAUCCUCUUUCGAAUAAUCAAGAACAGUCAUCAGAUAAAGCUUGCUCGACUCAUCAACCAGUACAUGGUCUUCACCAGACGCUUCUAACUACGUACUCACAGAACACCACCCUUCAAGCCUGCCAAUCGUCCGUAUGCGAGAAACUGACGUCUCGCGUGCAACAUGACAUUUCCGAUUCGAAUUCCAUUCAGAUUCCAAACAUGUCGCAAAUGCCGUUACCAUGCCUUCCGCAAUUCGAUCGUGCCGACGUGUCGCGUACUUCGUUUUCCCAGUUUCACCGACUUCAGUGCCAGAUCGAGAGCCCGCACGAGAGUGCUUCAACGACGAGUGCCAGUCUAUCUGCUAGCUCCUUCACUGGUACGCUAAAGAAGAUACCACCGGAGAAACCACCACGGACGUCCUUGAUAGUGCAGUCACCAGAAACCGAGAGUAAUCGCAGCCAACCAGCCAUUGGACUGAAACAGACACCGAAAGCGCGGCCAACCAUUUUUGGGACAGUAGCCUCGGACCUGAACCCUAAAGAUGGGAACAGCCGAAAGAGCUUACCACAAACACCAGCUGGUAGUGCUGGUGGAAAAGCAAGUGCGAGCGGUACCGGUUCAAGCGCUGGAAUGGUCAAUGGUGCUGGUGUCGAUCAUGAAAACAUCCGGGACGGUGCUGGCAUAGAUACAGAGCUCGCUUUAGUAUACCGAGAUGGCAACCUCGUCUCAGGCUCACUCGAGGCAUUAGUGCAGCACAUGGUGCCUACGGAGGAAUAUUAUCCUGAUCGAGCGUAUCUCUUUGCCUUUUUGCUGAGCGCCAGGCUCUUCAUCAAGCCACACGAGCUUUUGGGCGAAGUUUGCGCUCUCUGCGAACAUCAACAGAACCUGAAUGGAGAGGGCGGUAAGGAACGAUUACAUCGCUUCGUGCCGCGGUUGGUGCAGCUGCUAGCGGAAUGGACGGAAACAUUCCCGUACGACUUCCGGGAUGAGAGGGUGAUGGGUCACGUUAGGUCCAUCACGCAGAAAGUCGCUGCGGUCGACGCCGCGGCGAGACAGGAAGUUUCGGCGCUGCUGCAAAACUUGCUUCUACGACUGACGGCUCUGGAAAGGUACGAGGAGGGCCUGGCCAGACUGGCGACCGAGGCAGCGACGGAGCAGCUUACACAGGUGGACAUCACCGAACUCUGCCCAUCAGCCACUGUACUAGCACAACAAUUGACUCAUGUAGAACUCGAAAGACUCUCUUAUAUUGGGCCCGAGGAAUUUGUGCAGGCUUUCGCCAAAGAGUCACCGCAUUUAGAAACAUCUUUCAAAGAUAUGAAGAAAACCCGGAAUCUCGAAUCGUACGUUCAAUGGUUUAAUAGACUGAGCUACUUCGUAGCGACGGAAGUUUGUAAGCACGCAAAGAAGAAGCAACGCGUUCGUGUCGUCGAAUACUGGAUUGAGACUGCUCGUGAAUGUUUUAACAUUGGCAAUUUCAAUUCUUUGAUGGCGAUCAUCGCUGGCCUCAAUAUGUCCCCGAUAUCUCGCUUGAAAAAAACAUGGUCAAAGAUACAAUCUGCCAAGUUUUCAAUUUUGGAGCAUCAGAUGGACCCAAGCAGCAAUUUCAGUAGUUAUCGUAGUACAUUGAAGGCCGCAAUGUGGCGUAGUGCUGGCGCUACAGAUGAACGUCAGCGAAUCGUAGUGCCCUUUUUCAGCCUUCUCGUUAAGGACUUGUACUUCCUCAACGAGGGUUGUAGUAAUAAACUGCCAAACGGUCACAUCAACUUUGAGAAAUUCUGGCAAUUAGCGAAACAAGUGACCGAAUUUAUAGCGUGGAAACAAGUUGCCUGUCCAUUCGAGAAGAAUCCGCGCGUCAUUGCCUUCCUCCAAGCGAGCCCCGUACUCACAGAAAAUACACUUGCGUUAGCAUCUUUUGAAUGUGAGCCGCCUGAUAAUAAUCCGGAAAAAGAACGUUAUAAAGCUUUAAAGUCUGAGAUGAAUGCCCAGUGAAAGCAAGCUAUGCCGAAAUAUACUGAAUGGGAACGAUAUUGAUAUGAAUAUAUAUGAAGAUACAUUUAUAAAUAUUAAUAUAUUCGUAAUCGUAAUUAGUUUAUAUGCAGAGAUAAUAAGAAGAAAAAUAAAAAAUAGAUGAUAAAGCAACAGUGGAUUGAAGUAUUACUAGGGCAACUUACAUGAAAUUAAGUAUUUCUGUCUUGCGAAUUUAUCGUAACAAGAAACUCUCAAUAACACAUUAAAUCUCAAUUUGGCAUUUUCAUUAGUAUCAUCUAAUCGAUCAGAACAACUGUACUAAUUUUUCUGUUGCAUUUUUUAAAUUAUAUCAUAUUUGAAAAAGAGAAAAGAAGGGGGGAA